Messenger RNA from Gasterosteus aculeatus aculeatus (three-spined stickleback), 1263 nucleotides. It is a transcript of the gene atpaf1, whose product is annotated as ATP synthase mitochondrial F1 complex assembly factor 1. Gene Ontology annotation, biological process: mitochondrial proton-transporting ATP synthase complex assembly. Gene Ontology annotation, cellular component: mitochondrion. The record is from RefSeq and is a predicted model, not a curated record. Lineage: Eukaryota; Metazoa; Chordata; Actinopteri; Perciformes; Gasterosteidae.
GCCGGAGCAGUAUAGAUGCAGGACGGAAGCGAUGGAAAGAUGGCGGCGGCCAUAGUACAGAUGUCAUGUUUGUACCGAGGGAUGUUAGCGGUCAGGGCCACUGGCAUCAGAACGCUCAUCCCCGGGCUGGUCCCGUUGCAAUUUCGGGCCUUCUCGCUUCGGAAGGAGCCGGAACUGGAGGAGAACCCGUACUUCAGCAAGUACCAGGACAAAAUCCAGAAGCUUCGCAGCGCCAAGCCGCAGGAGUUCAAAGCCCGAGUUGAGAACCGGCACAAGGCCAAGAAGGAUGUGCUGGGACACUCCAAACAGGCGGAGUUUGUCAUGCUCAUGGAGCAGGAGUUGGAGCAAAAAGAAAAGAUGGCUGCCAGCGAUGGAAAAUCAGGCGGUUUCACAAAGAACAAGACACUGGACUCCAUCCUGGACCUGGACAUGAUCAGGGACAAGACGGGCGAGGAGAUCGCUGAGCUUUGGAUGAAUUAUUAUUCCACCAAAGACACCAUCAGCGCCGUCAUCCCGACGCCGAUGUACGAGUUGAUUUUGAGCAGAUCAAAGUCGUGCCAGAUGUUCCUCUACGCUUUGCCUCAGAAGGAGGGUUACGAGUUCUUUUUGGGUCAGUGGUCCGGACACGAGCUCCACUUCACCUCCCUCAUCAACGUCCAGAUGCACGGCGAGAACGCUCCCAGUCAGCUGAUCCUCUACCACUACGCAGACCUCAAGGACCAGAAGGGGGUGGUCCUCAUGACAGCCGAGCUGGACCCCAAGAAUAUUACCGUGCACCAGGCUCAGUGCUUGGCGAAUCAGGUGCAGCUGUUCUACGGCACGCAGAGGAAGGAGACGUACCAAUUGGUAGAGACAUUUAACCAGCACCCGUCAGACUUUAAACACAUGUUGGUGAUAGCGGAGCUGGAACAGAGCGGCUUGGGGUCCGCGGUGGCCCCGGGGGGAUCCUAAGGAGACCGACCAGCGCGCCUACAGUCGGAUGCCAUGGAAUCGUUGGUGGUCUUUGAAAAUUACAGAGUGAAAUCUGCUCUUUGCUCAGCCCCUCCCAUGCGGAUACACCUGUUCUUCAUACCGGAGAAGAGAGGCUAUGAAAAUUUAAGAGACCAGCAGUAUCUCAUGAACUCUGCCUGGGACUUAAUAAUAAUAAUAAUCGUAUUUGUGUUACACACCUUCAUUUGUAUACAUUUGUUGUUGCAGGAUAAUAAUGAGAUAUUCAUCAGUUCUAUGAUAAAUAAAGGCCACUGUUUCCUACCCUCUUCCAAA